UGCAUCUAAGCGCGGGAUUUAAUCCGAAAUUAAGUUAUUUGUUAUUAGGGUAAAAUGCUAUGAAUAUGAUUUCUGAAGUAUCGACUAGGCUGCAUAUUAUAGUUCAUAAAUGAUAAUUUAUUGUACUUUGAAUACGGUUUUUAAAUAAGUAUCAGUACGCUUAGAAAUUAUUUUUAGUUAUGUCCUGUUCUGUUUUCGAUAAAGAUCAUUUUAUGCAAGUGAAUGAUCUUCCUAUAAAUCCUAGUUUAAUUGAUAAACUGCGUAAAGCUGAAUUACAUUCACUGAAGAAAAUCCUUCACCUUUGUGUAGUUGAACUCCAGCAAGCUAUUAAAGUUACAGCUUCUGAAGCCAGUACUGUCCUUGAAGCAGCUUCUAGAGUUGUUCUUGAAAGUGAAUGUAGCACUGCAUACAGUCUUCUUAAUAAUGAAAAGUUACAGAGACAAAGACUAUGUCUACAGUUUUUACAAACUGAUUAUGUGAUAUAUACUGGCACUAUAACAGAAAUAUGUGGAGAAAGUGGAAGUGGAAAAACGCAGUUAUGCCUGCAUUUGAGUAUAUAUGCUCAGCUUCCUCAUCAUCUAGGAGGCCUCAAUUCUGAGGUGUUAUACAUUCAUUCAGAAGGAGAUUUUCCAAUUAAGAGAUUUAUACAGUUGGCAAAAGCUGUUCAAAAACAGCAUGCUUCAUCUAAAAUCAAAAAUGUAACUGAUGGUCUUAUAUUGAAAAAGGUGCAUAAUAUUAAUGAAAUGAUGCAUGUUCUACAACAAAGUUUGCCAAACCUAUUACAGAAAGGAAAAAGGCCUAAAUUAAUCAUAAUUGACUCCGUGGCUGCUCUCUUACGAAGCGAGUAUGAGAACUCAAGCGUAAGAACACAAUUAAUACAAAAAUUUGCCAGUGAGAUAUGGAAAUUGGCAAAUUAUUACCGAAUGGCAGUUGUAUGUAUAAAUCAGGUCAGUGGAUAUAAACAAAACAAUUUAAAUGUUGGUUCCCUCACAGCUUUAGAUAUUCCAUCUUUAGGAUUGUUGUGGUCUAAUAUCUUAACCACUCGAUGCAUAUUAUCUAGACAAACUUCAUCUGUUGAACAAGUAAUACGUAUUCUUGAGUUAGUCUAUUCAUCUUAUCACCAAAAUAUAUUAGUUAAUUUUAAAAUCACUACAAACGGUAUUGAAAUUAUUUAAAAAUAUCGAAAUUCAAUGAUUUUUCAGAAUAUUUUUCAAGUAAAUGUUUAUGAAGCCAGCACCUAUUUUACUAUGCAUGAAUCCUACAUAUCAUGGAAUUAUAAAAAGUACUUUAUAUAUAUUUUUGUGAACUAGCAUGCAUAAUUAUGAUGUGAAAAUUAAGUAAGGAGACAGUAAAUAAAAACUGAUCCAAAGAAUAAUAUGGAAAACUCAUGGUUUAUGCUAUAACACUGAUAAUCAAAGAAGCAGUCAUAACUCUGAAUGAAAUUAUAUUUAUUAAGUGUACAUAUGACACUUAAGGGUGCAGAAAUCUUAUCAGACAAUUGAAAGGUGCCCAUUGUAAUACGUGCUAUCCAAGCAACAAUUUCAUAUAAGGACUGAAAAAUGAAAUCACCAGACUGAGAGAAAUGAGUUGUAGUAAUAUAUUGAUAACAGAAAUACCCUUGUCCUUUGUGAAAUUUCAGCUCAUUUUUUUUUUAUAAUUGGACAGACAAUCAGAUUUAUUACGUGUCCCUUGAAUUUUUUCACAAUAGCUCGGCAUUCAUUUUAUCGUUUGCACAAUAUAUAGUGUAGUUAAUGUCAAAAUAAUUCACUCUAUAAAUUAUAUUUAAAGUAAUAUGUUUUUAACUAUAUUUUAAUAUUCAGUUUAAAUCUAUUUGGUAUAUUAAAUGAUAUAUUUAAAUAUCUUGUGUUAUUAUUUUAUGAACUUCCUGAAUUCUCUAAGCAGCAUGGUUUUUUGAAUCUGCUCAUGAAAGAGCUGUAUUUAAGCACAAUUUAUUGGCUAGAUUUAUAAUAUGACUAUAACUUUGUUUUCAUAACUUUCCAUUCAUUAGGAUAAUAUGUAGGUCAUUGCAGAAAAUAAAAUUAAAGUAACGAGGUGAUAUAAUGUGACAAUAAAUCUUAAGACUGGAUAAAAGCGGUAAUGCCAUUGUUAAGGAACUGUUGAUAUUUUAUUCAACGGUUAAGGAAAAUUAUUGAUAUUUUAUUCAGUUCUUUAAUUAAUAAAACCUCAUAUCUUCUUUCAUCAUAUUUCUUCAGCCUCAUGAAAAUAAAUAGAAAAACACAUUGUGAUAACUUAUUUUUUUCGGGAACUAUUAAUGGGCAGAAUGCAGUUCAUAAAUCUGUAGCAACAGCACUAAAAUUUAGUAUUAAUGAUUUUCAAUAUAUGUGCCCAUUUUCCUUCCCUCAUUAGUAACUAGAUUAAGAUAAAGUGUUUUAAUAUGGACAUGUGGACCAGACAAUACAGUUGCACGAAAAAGAAUUAUUUUUCCAUAAGCAUAUCACUUAUGCUUAAAUUAGUCAUGUAACAUUUUAUUACUUUGCAUAAAUUACUUGACUAAUUUAUACAGUUAGAUUCAAUCCUACUUACAGUUGAGAUUGCAAGCAGGUAUUAUUGAACUGUGCCAUAGUGGUUUGUUUCUACGUUAAUUUCCAUUUGGCUCCAGUCCAUUCUGGACCAAAUUUCAAUUAUCAGUGGCAUCUUCUUAAUUUCACUCGCAAAAUCUAGUUUGAAUUCAAAAUCUCAUCUUUGUUCUAUUUAUCUUAGAAUCUUCAACAAUUAUCAUGUAUUCUCAGUUUUGGGUAUUAUUAAGUAUGGUCUCAGUUUUUCAAAAUUUUAUACAGAAUAACUUUUUAUAUUAAUUAUAAAAUGUAUUUAAAAUAUAUUUAUUUAUAUUUUUACACAGUAUGUAUAUACAGUUUGUUUUUAAAUAUAUAUUGAAAUUUUAUAAUCCAUUUCUUAUUCCUGUAAAUUAUGAUAGUUGAAAUACUGUGUAUAAAUCUGUAGUUCAAACAAAGCAGUUUUUCAAGUGUUUUAAAACAUGUCAGUUACUAUUCACAAUAUAUACAAUUUAUUUUUAAAUUAUAUUUGAAAUUUAGUAAUUAAUUUAUUUAUGAUAGUUGAAAUACUUUGCAUAAAUACACAAUUUAAACAGUUUUUUGAGUAUUAAAAAGUCAUUACAUGUGCACUUUACUUUUGCCAUAAUGAAUUUCCACUGUAUGCUUUUGAAUUGCAAUUAUUUGUUCUUCCUUCUACAAAAUAUAAAAGUCAAUUCAUUUGGUAUUAAAAAAAAGUGUAUCAGUUUUUCAUAAUGUUAAAUGUUAAACUGAUUAUGACACAUA
Molecule: messenger RNA, 3296 nt
Organism: Stegodyphus dumicola
Lineage: Eukaryota; Metazoa; Arthropoda; Arachnida; Araneae; Eresidae
Product: DNA repair protein XRCC3-like
Biological process (GO): telomere maintenance via recombination; double-strand break repair via synthesis-dependent strand annealing; resolution of mitotic recombination intermediates
Cellular component (GO): Rad51C-XRCC3 complex; replication fork
Molecular function (GO): ATP binding; four-way junction DNA binding; ATP hydrolysis activity
Source: RefSeq, a predicted model, not a curated record